Molecule: messenger RNA, 773 nt
Organism: Fukomys damarensis (Damara mole-rat)
Lineage: Eukaryota; Metazoa; Chordata; Mammalia; Rodentia; Bathyergidae
Gene: Vpreb3
Product: V-set pre-B cell surrogate light chain 3
Exons: 2
Coding region: 261-635 (124 amino acids)
Biological process (GO): immune response; immunoglobulin production
Source: RefSeq, a predicted model, not a curated record
AUUUCAACCUCCUGGUAUAAUUGCACUUGAGGACUUCCAGGUUUCUGGUCUCCCACAGUCCUGUGUACCAUGACCUUGACAUUUGGGAAGAGAGGGGCAGGCUGUUGGCCCUAGCCACACCUCUCCUUCCUCAGUCAAUGGGUUAAUUUGCAUGCCUUUUUGUGGUCCAGCAGCCUCCCUAGUCCUGUGCCCCUAAGCACCUGGAGAACAGCCUAGCUGAACAUCUGAACAUCUCCCUGCCUGCCUCUCUGCCUCUGGUCAUGGCCUGCCCCCAGUACCUGGUCCUUCUGCUAAUGGAAGCUUUCCUGGCAGUCUCCCAGCUAGCCCUGGCCCAGCCGGACGCACUGCUGGUCUUCCCAGGCCAAGUGGCUCAACUCUCCUGCACGCUCGUCCCCCAGCAUGCCAACAUUGCAGACUAUGGUGUGUCCUGGUACCAGCAGCGGGCAGGUAGUGCCCCCCGCUACCUCCUCUACUACCAUUCUGAGGAGGACUUCCACCGGCCUGAUGACAUCCCUGACCGAUUCUCAGCUGCCAAGGAUGUGGCCCAUAAUGCGUGUAUCCUGACCAUCAGCCCAGUGCAGCCUGAGGAUGAUGCGGAUUACUACUGCUCUGUUGGUUACAGCUCUGAUCCCUAGGGGUGGGGUAUGGGAUGAAUGUCUCCUGUCUGCCUCUCAUUUCUGCCCCUGAACUUGGAUACCUCUCCCUCUCUGUCUCUCUCUAUGAUCCUUGCUUUCCUUCCUCUGUACAACGGAUUAAUAAAAUUAAAUAUUAUG